AUGGCCGACGACCCUCCUUCCUCCAGUAAUGUCAACCUUGACGACCAGCGUUUGGAAGACGCAGAGACCAGAGCUACGAGGGAAGAACUCAGACACAGUCACAUUUCCGACAACGGCAACAGCACCACGCAAGCUCCCCUGUCGAUUCUGUCCAACACACGAAACCAGGACGGCCAGGGUGAAGACGACGAUAUGAAGCUGCGAUCCGGGAAGGAGUUCAACCUUCCUGCUCCGACCUCCGUGCAAAGAAAGAAGACACCAGAUCUCUCGCCGCCCGAGAACCUGUCCCGAGACAAUGCUGGCGAGAGGAAGGUCUCGUCGCCCAAAAAGAAGCGCGCGCAUGACGAGGUGGAAACACACAAGGACUCUGAAGGCCAAGGCAGCAACGGUACCGACUCAGACGGAUGGGUUAUGGUCGACGAAGGCGACACCAACAAGAGCCGGUCUGAGCCCCAGAAGAAGCGGGCACGCGACGAGACGAGCCCGCCGGCGGAGUUGCACCAGUCCAUAGCGACAACUACUUCAGAUGCCCCCAAGGUCGACUUCCCAGGCAAGGACAGCCAACAACCACAAACCUCCCCCUCCAAAUUCGCCGAUUCUGGCUUCGCCAAGCUAGCUGCUUCCUCUUCUUCGCCGUUCGCCGCGAUUGGAGCCCAGAAGAGUGUUUUCGGCGGGGCGUCCGCAGCCGCGCCAUCGCCGUUCGCAAGCUUCGGCGCACCAGCAUCCACAGCAGCGUCGACGUCAACACCACUCAGCCCACCGAAGCUCAGCUUUGGAAGCAAGGAUGCAUCCGCUCCAUCGCCUUUCGCUGCCAUGAAUGGCGCCAAACCGGCAACCGGAGGCUUCGGAAGUGGCUUUGGUGGCGGGAGCCCCUUCUCAAGUGCGCUUGGUGGAGCAGGACCAAGGACUGGCAAUUUCGCUUCGCCUGGGCAGCCUCCUAUUAUUAAGAGUGAUAAGCCAGCGAAACCGUUUGGUGCCCCGGAUAGCGAUGCCGAAGAUGAGAGCGACGACGACGGCGACGACGACGACGAGGAGGCCGGCGCAGGUGGCGAAGCUGAUGCAGAGAAGGAGAAGGACGAGACUGCCAGCACUCAUGAGUCAACGCCUGCCGUCGGAGAAGACGAGAAAAAGGGCAAAUUUAAGCGAGUCGCUGUCGACGAUGGUGAAGCCGGCGAAACCACCAUAGUCCAAGUACGUGCGCGCAUGUACUAUCUUGACAAAACGCCCAACGCGGACAACACAGGCCAGGUUGGCUGGCGUGAGCGCGGCGUCGGUAACCUGCGGAUCAACGUGCCGGAAGAUUCAGUGACUGUGGAUCCCGAGACGGGCGCCGUGGAUCCGAAAUCAUUCGAUCCCGCGGUCCUGAAAGACAGUACGGCCGACAACCCCAAGCUUGUUCGGCUGGUCAUGCGGCAAGACUCGACGCUGAGAGUUAUCUUGAACACGGUAAUGGUGGCAGGCAUGGACUUUCAACUGAAAGAAGGCUUCAAGACGUGGAGUGUACUGUUCACGGCCAUAGAGGGUGAUGAUGGCCAGUACGUGCCGAUAACUAUGAAGAUGAGCGCGCAGAAUGCUGGAGCUUUCUGUGACAAGGUGGAAAUGAUCAAGAAGAAGCUGAAGGAGCAAGCUGCGAAGGAUGAGAAAGACAAGGCAUAA
Messenger RNA from Diaporthe amygdali, 1656 nucleotides. Its product is annotated as DEAD/DEAH box helicase. The record is from RefSeq and is a predicted model, not a curated record. Gene Ontology annotation, molecular function: GTPase activator activity. The coding region runs from base 1 to 1656 and encodes 551 amino acids. Gene Ontology annotation, biological process: intracellular transport. Gene Ontology annotation, cellular component: nuclear pore; cytoplasm. The transcript is spliced from 4 exons. Lineage: Eukaryota; Fungi; Ascomycota; Sordariomycetes; Diaporthales; Diaporthaceae.